Messenger RNA from Manihot esculenta (cassava), 1688 nucleotides. RefSeq names its product tubulin beta chain. Bases 169 to 1503 code for a protein of 444 amino acids. Gene Ontology annotation, biological process: mitotic cell cycle; microtubule cytoskeleton organization. NCBI's taxonomy places the organism in Eukaryota, Viridiplantae, Streptophyta, Magnoliopsida, Malpighiales, Euphorbiaceae. Gene Ontology annotation, molecular function: structural constituent of cytoskeleton; GTPase activity; GTP binding. The transcript has 3 exons. The record is from RefSeq and is a predicted model, not a curated record. Gene Ontology annotation, cellular component: cytoplasm; microtubule.
UCAUUUUGAUACCCAAAAAAAUCCCACCUUUUACAAUCCGUCCAUUUCUUUCCCCUUCUGUUCUCCCUUCUUUUCUACUCCUUUUCUCCACACUUCCCUCUCUGUCCUAAGAAAAAAAGAGAGAAACCCAAUUCAAGAACAAGAAGAAAACACACUUCCCAGGUAGAAAUGAGAGAAAUUCUUCACAUCCAAGGUGGUCAAUGCGGUAACCAGAUCGGAGCUAAGUUUUGGGAGGUGAUUUGCGACGAGCAUGGGAUUGAUAACACCGGAAAGUAUAGCGGUGACUCUGAACUCCAGCUUGAGCGUAUCAAUGUCUAUUAUAAUGAGGCCAGUGGAGGCAGAUACGUCCCUCGUGCUGUCCUUAUGGAUCUGGAGCCUGGUACUAUGGAUUCUCUUAGAUCUGGUCCUUUUGGGCAGAUAUUCAGACCUGAUAACUUCGUUUUUGGCCAGUCUGGAGCAGGGAAUAACUGGGCUAAAGGUCAUUACACUGAAGGAGCUGAAUUGAUCGAUUCUGUGCUUGAUGUUGUCAGGAAAGAAGCUGAGUAUUGUGAUUGCUUACAGGGAUUCCAAGUUUGUCAUUCAUUGGGUGGAGGCACUGGUUCUGGCAUGGGAACUCUUCUUAUUUCCAAGAUCAGGGAGGAGUAUCCUGAUAGGAUGAUGAUGACAUUUUCUGUCUUUCCUUCUCCUAAGGUAUCUGAUACAGUUGUUGAGCCAUACAAUGCCACUCUUUCUGUUCAUCAGCUUGUGGAAAACGCUGAUGAAUCUAUGGUAUUGGACAAUGAGGCUCUGUAUGACAUCUGCUUCCGUACUCUUAAGCUUGCUACUCCAACUUUUGGUGAUCUUAACCACCUCAUAUCUGCUACAAUGAGCGGCGUUACCUGCUGCCUUCGUUUCCCUGGACAGCUUAACUCCGAUCUCCGGAAGCUUGCUGUUAAUCUUAUCCCAUUUCCUCGCCUCCAUUUCUUCAUGGUUGGGUUUGCCCCCUUAACUUCUAGAGGAUCACAGCAGUAUCGGGCUCUGACUGUGCCUGAACUGACCCAGCAAAUGUGGGAUGCCAAGAAUAUGAUGUGUGCAGCUGACCCACGUCACGGUCGAUAUCUAACUGCUUCAGCUAUGUUUCGUGGUAAAAUGAGCACUAAAGAGGUUGAUGAGCAAAUGAUAAAUGUUCAGAACAAGAACUCUUCAUACUUUGUUGAAUGGAUACCCAACAAUGUUAAAUCCAGUGUAUGUGACAUCCCACCUAAGGGUCUCAAGAUGGCAUCGACCUUUGUAGGGAAUUCAACUUCAAUCCAGGAGAUGUUCAGGCGUGUCAGUGAGCAAUUCACGGCAAUGUUCAGGCGCAAGGCUUUCUUGCACUGGUACACCGGGGAGGGUAUGGAUGAAAUGGAGUUUACCGAGGCUGAGAGUAACAUGAAUGAUCUGGUGGCUGAAUACCAGCAAUAUCAAGAUGCAACAGCUGAUGAUGAUGAGUACGAGGAGGAAGAAGAGGAGAUUGCUGGUUGAGGUGGGUAGUCUGAAGUUUGUAUAUUUUUGGGUAUGCAAGUGCGUGAUUAUGCUUGUGUUGUUGAAUGGUCAAAGUUAAAUUGACAUGUUGAUGUCUAUAAUUGUGGGCCCUUGUAUCAAGAAUGGAUUUUUCUUUUGGACUCUUCUCUUGUUUCAAAUUGUAAUGAAGGUUGUCUUUGUAUCUA